Molecule: messenger RNA, 2076 nt
Organism: Paramisgurnus dabryanus
Lineage: Eukaryota; Metazoa; Chordata; Actinopteri; Cypriniformes; Cobitidae
Gene: prlhr2b
Product: prolactin releasing hormone receptor 2b
Biological process (GO): G protein-coupled receptor signaling pathway
Cellular component (GO): neuron projection; plasma membrane
Molecular function (GO): neuropeptide binding; neuropeptide Y receptor activity
Source: RefSeq, a predicted model, not a curated record
UGAAGUACCAGGAUGAGAUGAAUUGCAGCGCAUGCCCCUCAUAUUCUUUACAAAACAAGGUGACAGUAGCUCGAGUGUGGACGUGAGCGAGGGACAAUGGUGAAACUACAGCACAUUCAGUCUCGCACUGAUUUGUGCGGUUGUUUUGCUUGUUUUUCACAGAGAGGAAAGCGAGCGCAAUGCUGCCCGUGCGCGCUCCCGACGGGCUGUGUGGAGAGGAGACGGCGGCGCGCGCACCUCGCACAGUGCAUCGAGCAUUUGGACUUAGAAGCAGGAAUAUUUCUCUGAGCAGGGGGAGACUUUGGAGAAGUUGCAUCUAGAGAAUGGAGAGUUCUGGUUGGCUGGGUGAAACCGAGCCUCCUGAAGGCCACGUCUACGAAGUGAUGGUGGUCCAAAACACCACGGCCCCUCACAAUCACCCAUUUGCAGACGUAGCUCUGCUGCAGACCUUCAAACCACUCAUAAUACCCUGCUACGUUCUCGUGGUGCUGGUGGGCGUCUUCGGCAACUACCUUCUGAUCUACGUCAUCUGCCGCACGAGAAAGAUGCAUAACGUCACCAACUUCUUCAUCGGCAACCUGGCCUUUUCGGACAUGCUGAUGUGCGUGACCUGCGUCCCCUUUACGCUGGCCUACGCCUUCAGUCCACACGGCUGGCGGUUCGGGCGUUUCAUGUGCUACCUGGUGUACCUGAUCCAGCCGGUCACCGUAUACGUGUCGGUUUUCACUCUAACGGCCAUCGCCGUGGACAGGUACUAUGCCACGGUGCACCCUUUGAAGAAGCGCAUCUCAAUGCAGGCUUGUGCCUAUGUGCUGUCUGGCAUCUGGCUGCUGUCUUGCGUGCUGGUAGCACCCGCCGUGGCCCACACCUAUCACGUAGAGUUCAGAGAGGAAGGCCUUACCAUCUGUGAGGAGUUUUGGUUGGGCCAGGAGACCCAGCGACUGAUCUACGCCUACAGCACACUGCUCCUCACCUACAUCCUCCCUCUGUCCGCCGUCUGCGUCUCUUACCUGUGCAUCUCCGUCAAGCUACGCAACUGCGUGGCCCCCGGACACCGCACGCGAGAUCAGGCCGAAGCCCAGCGUGCUCGCAAGCGCAAGAUCUUCAGGCUGGUGGCUCUGGUAGUGGCGGCGUUUGGAGUCUGCUGGCUGCCCAUCCACGUGUUCAACGUGCUGCGCGACAUCGAUAUCCACCUCAUCGACAAGCGUCACUUCUUGGUGAUCCAGCUGUUGUGCCACCUGUGCGCAAUGAGUUCGUCCUGCUGCAACCCAUUCCUGUACGCUUGGCUGCACGACCGUUUUCGAUCCGAACUGCGCAAGAUGUUCACCUGUCAUCGUCGCAUCGGCAUAUCUGCCAACCAAUGCGCGACAGCCAGCGUGGUACUGUGAACUUUAGAGAGAAGCAUUUAAUAUUUAUGAAGGAUCCACAAAAUGUAAAUAAUGGAUGGAUUCAAGCUUACACAAAUAUGUGGCACAUUAUCAUUAUUAUGAAGUUAUUCACAAGCAUUUUUCCUGUAUAUCUCAAUGAAAAUCAUACUUUUUGCUCAUGGGCACAGACAUUUUGGCAGCAAAAUACUAUACGGCAUCAACCAGAAGGGGCUUUCUAGCUAGUGCUAACUCCCAUGGGCUGUGCUCAGUACUUCCUAAUGGUAGGAAGUAAUAUAUGUUAAGAAAAUAAGGUUAGAUUUACUUUAGGUUGAUUGAAGUGGAUGUUUAAGCUGUGACCCUGGACCACAAAACCAAUCAAAAGAAAGUUUUAAAAAAUUGAAGUUUUUGCAUAAUCUGAAUAAAUAAGCUUUCCAUUGAUGUAUGGUUUGUUAGGAUAGAUACAUAUUUGAAAAUCUGGAAUCUGAGGGUGCAAAAUAUCCAAAUAUUGAUAAAAUCACCUUUAAAGUUGUUCAAAAAAAGUCUUUAGCAACACAUAUUACUAAUGAUAAAUCUUUUUUUUAGGAAAUUUACAAAAUAUUUUAAUGGAACAUGAUCUUUAGUUCCUAAUCAUUUUUAUCAUAAAAAAAUAUCGAUAAUUGACCCAUACAACACUGAAAAAAUGAUUCAUUCAAUUUACUUAAUUUUUUAA